Pipistrellus nathusii (Nathusius's pipistrelle) is the source of this 1308-nucleotide messenger RNA. NCBI's taxonomy places the organism in Eukaryota, Metazoa, Chordata, Mammalia, Chiroptera, Vespertilionidae. The record is from the annotation of a GenBank genome assembly.
AUGUUUAAAGAAAGGGAUAAUGCUGUCAGCAUGUCUGCGCACUCCAUGCUUUGUGAACGAAUUGCCAUAGCCAAGGAACUGAUCAAGAGAGCAGAAUCCCUUUCUAGAUCAAGAAAAGGCGGUGUUGAAGGUGGUGCCAAGCUGUGCAGCAAAUUGAAGGCUGAAUUGAAAUUUUUACAGAAAGUAGAAGCUGGGAAAGUAGCUAUUAAGGAAUCCCAUUUACAGAGCACUAAUUUAACACACCUGAGAGCCAUAGUGGAAUCCGCAGAAAACCUGGAGGAAGUUGUUAGCGUUCUUCAUGUGUUUGGUUACACAGAUACGUUGGGAGAAAAGCAGACCCUUGUGGUGGACGUUGUUGCAAAUGGUGGUCAUACUUGGGUGAAAGCCAUUGGCCGAAAGGCUGAAGCUUUGCAUAAUAUUUGGCUGGGCCGGGGACAGUAUGGUGACAAAAGCAUCAUUGAGCAAGCUGAAGACUUCCUUCAGGCCAGCCACCAGCAGCCAGUGCAGUAUAGCAACCCUCACAUCAUCUUUGCAUUUUACAACGGUGUCUCCAGCCCCAUGGCAGAGAAGCUGAAAGAAAUGGGCAUAUCUGUGAGAGGUGACAUAGUGGCGGUUAACUCUCUGUUCGAUCACCCCGAAGACCUCCCACUGAGUGAGAGCGAAUCAGAUGAAGAGGGCUCUGAACGUUUCCAGGUGACCAGAGUAGACCGGGAAAAUAUACUGGCAAGUGUUGCGUUUCCAACAGAGAUUAAGGUUGAUGUGUGCAAAAGAGUAAAUCUGGACAUUACUACUUUGAUCACAUAUGUGUCUGCCCUCAGCUAUGGAGGUUGCCACUUUGUCUUUAAAGAAAAAGUACUAACAGAACAAGCAGAGCAAGAGAGGAAAGAGCAGGUUCUACCGCAGCUGGAGGCAUUUAUGAAGGACAAGGAACUGUUUGCUUGUGAAUCUGCUGUCAAGGAUUUUCAGUCUAUUCUAGAUGCUUUAGGAGGACCUGGGGAGAGAGAGAGGGCCACUCUGCUAAUUAAGCGAAUUAAUGUGGUGCCAGACCAGCCUUCUGAACGUGCCUUGCGACUAGUGGCCAGUUCAAAAAUCAAUAGCCGUUCAUUAACGAUUUUUGGGACAGGAGACACCCUAAAAGCCAUCACAAUGACUGCCAAUAGUGGUUUUGUCAGAGCUGCCAACAACCAGGGUGUUAAAUUUAGUGUGUUUAUCCAUCAACCCAGAGCACUUACUGAGAGCAAAGAACCUCUAGCCACUCCCUUACCAAGAGAUUACAGAACUGACACUGAAUAUUGUGAUAUUCUUUAA